This is a messenger RNA of Ilex paraguariensis (yerba mate), 1275 nucleotides long. The record is from the annotation of a GenBank genome assembly. Lineage: Eukaryota; Viridiplantae; Streptophyta; Magnoliopsida; Aquifoliales; Aquifoliaceae.
AUGUCGAUAGCAAACGAACCCCUUCAUAGGCUCUUUUCAUCUAGAUCGUCUUCUUACUCUUCCUGCUCUAUUGGCGGAGGGGAGGACCGUGUUGCCGGCGAAGAAGAAGAUGGGGAUCCUGACGACGACGAGGAUGAAGAAGUUGUCGUUGAUAGCUCCAAGGAGGGCACAAGGCCAAGGCCUUCUAGUUUGCCUGAGAGAUGGGACGUGUUAGGUCUCGGCCAAGCCAUGGUAGAUUUUUCUGGCGUGGUUGAUGGCGAAUUUUUGGAUAGACUGGGUAUAGAGAAGGGUACAAGGAAGGUUGUGAAUCAUGAGGAGAGGGGUAGAAUUUUGCGGGCAAUGGAUGGGUGCAGCUACAAGGCUGCUGCUGGUGGAUCUCUUUCUAAUAGUCUUGUGGCCUUGGCCAGACUUGGUGGUCAGCCCAUUGGAGGGCCUGCCUUGAAUGUGGCUAUGGUUGGCAGCAUUGGUAGUGAUCCACUUGGUGAGUUCUACAGAGCAAAAUUGCGUCGGGCAAAUGUGAAUUUUCUCUCUGCACCAGUCAAAGAUGGGACAACAGGAACAGUUAUAGUGCUGACAACUCCAGAUGCUCAGCGUACGAUGCUUGCGUAUCAGGGCACAUCUUCGAUGGUUGACUAUGAUCCUUGCCUGGCUAGCUGUAUUGGUAAAACAAGAAUACUUGUAGUUGAAGGUUAUUUACUUGAGCUUCCUGAUACAAUCAAAACAAUUAAAAAAGCAUGUGAAGAUGCCCGCAGGAGUGGUGCUCUGGUUGCUGUCACAGCGUCGGAUGUCUCCUGCAUUGAGAGACAUUAUGAUGAUUUCUGGGAAAUUAUGGGGAAUUAUGCCGACAUUGUCUUUGCAAACAGCAAUGAAGCCAGAGCUUUCUGUCAUUUCUCCUCAAAGGAAAGCCCCAUUUCUGCUACAAGGUACCUAAGCCAUUUUGUUCCUGUAGUCUCAGUUACGGAUGGGCCAAGAGGCUCUUACAUUGGUGUGAAAGGGGAACCUGUUUAUAUUCCUCCUUCGUUGUGUGUUCCUGUGGACACUUGUGGGGCAGGUGAUGCAUAUGCGUCAGGCAUCUUAUAUGGUAUUUUAAGGGGUGUGUCAGAUUUGAAAGGCAUGGGUACAUUAGCAGCUAGGGUUGCAGCUGUAGUUGUUGGGCAACAGGGAACCCGGCUAAGGGUCCAAGACGCUGUUGGGUUGGCAGAGUCAUUUACAUUCCAUCAUGAAAGCUCAUCCGCUCAUUCUGACAUGGGUUCUGAUCAGAUCUCUAGCUUGUAA